UUUGUUUUGUAAAUCGGAUUCAAUUGUCACUCAAUUAUUGUUAGCAUUAAUAUGUGUUUCAAAUAACAAUUCAAACAUAUUUUAUAUCAAAUAAAACGUUAAAAUGCUUUCUCAAUUCAUUCACCAUUUGUUUAAACAUUUUUUAAUGAAAUAGUUUUCAAAUAUUUAUGACAAAAAUGUCGAGACAUAGAGGAGUGAAGAAUUUGAAUUACAACGAGGAAUACGACGAGUAUUACAACACUUAUGGCCAGUCCUUAGAGGAAGACAUCUGUAUCUCACCGAACACUGAGCGUCAGUUUAUGUACAAUCGGUCACAAUCUUCGUCUCAAAGACAAAACAGCGAUUCGUCCGUCGAUUUGAUGAAUACGAGUACCGCUGAAGAGGACGACGACGAAGAAGAUCUCGAUUUCUAUAAGAAUGUUUCAGAUAUGGAUCAAUUAGAAAGAGCCAAACUGAUAUCGUGUGUGGAAGAGAUGGAGAAUGUGGUCGGAGAGACAAUACCUCAGAGUUUGCUCAUAAGAGCGGCAAAGAUGCAUAAUUAUGACAUCAAAUUGGCAUUGGAUUCAGUUCUUAACGUUCACACCAAUAGUUUGCAGAGUCAGACAAAUGGGGCCAUCAAUACAGACAUCAAUACAGGUAAGCGAUUGGAAAGUGUGAGCGAAAGGCAAUCUAUGAAUUCGGUCGCAAACAAUAGCGACUUUAAGCAAAUAUAUAGCACUGAAAAGUCAAAGAGUAGUUCUCCUCUAUUUGUAAAAAUGCGUGACUCAUGUGAUGCAGAAGUGGCCAAAAUUAAUAAAACAUUGGGACAAUUGACUGUUAAUAAAAGUGAACCCAAUCUUAAAGCACUUUCGAGUCCUGUUCGCAAAGAUUUAGACAAAUCGCGAUUAGACAGCAAUUAUCAUCAGUACUCGAGUCCAAACUCUCCCAUCUCUAGCAGAACCGGAUCCAGAAUGUCGUCACCGAAUCACGAGAGGGCCUCCGAAAGCAAGGCAUCAAAACCCCUACAAACGAAGGCAUUGACUCCGGAGGUAGCGUUGAGUGAAUACAAUAAGAAUCGAAAUACAGGGAAACCGAAUAUCAAUAUGGUUGUGAUCGGACACGUGGACGCCGGCAAAAGCACUCUUAUGGGACAUCUGUUAUAUCGUUUGGGUUUUGUCUCACAAAAAGCGAUUCAUAGAUACGAAACUGAUUCGAAAAAAAUGGGCAAAAAUUCGUUUCUUUACGCCUGGGUUUUGGAUGAGACACAAGAAGAGAGGAGUCGCGGCAUUACUAUGGAUAUCGCAGAGUCUCGCUUUGAAACCAAAGAGCGUGCCGUCACUUUGCUCGACGCUCCCGGACAUAAGGACUUUAUCCCUAAUAUGAUAACCGGUGCCACUCAGGCAGACGUCGCUCUACUUGUGGUCGACGCCACUAAAGGCGAAUUUGAAACCGGCUUUGAUUUGGGCGGACAGACCCGCGAACACACCUUUUUGAUCAGAUCUUUAGGCAUCUCUCAGUUAGGAGUUGUGAUCAAUAAACUAGAAAACGUCGAUUGGAGUCAACAACGCUAUCAGGAAAUUGUUGACAAAUUAAGUGUUUUUCUAAAAACGGUUGGCUUUAAAGAGCAGGACGUGAGUUAUGUUCCCUGCAGUGGACUUACGGGAGAGAAUCUGCACGAAAGGUCCAAAAUUCAAGCCUUAUGUUCGUGGUAUUCCGGCCCAUCUCUCGUCCAAAUUAUUGAUAACUUCAAACCGCCAGACCGUCCCAUUUCAAAGCCAUUUCGUUUAUGUCUUAGCGAUAUAUUCAAAGGCGUCAUUUCAGGCGUUUGUGUUAGCGGUCGUGUAGAGGCCGGUGCCGUCACUGUUGGCCAAAAGGUGGUCAUUUUGCCCGCGGGAGAGCAGUGUGUCGUUAAGUCCAUAUCCAUUGACGACGCGACUGUUCCGACCGCUUUUGUCGGCGAUCACGUGGUUCUUAUACUAUUGGGUUGUGAUGUAACUAAGAUGUCAGUGGGAAAUAUGAUGUGCGAUGCGUCCAACCCUUCGCCCGUCACCACCAAAUUUGAAGCCAGAAUUGUUUUAUUUAAUAGCAUUGAGAUUCCAAUCACUCGAGGCUUUCAAGUAAUCUUUCAUUACCAGAGCCUCAGUGAACAGGCAGUGGUGCGUAAACUGAUAUCUCAGAUACAUAAGGGCACGGGUCAGGUAAUCAAAAGCAAACCCCGCUGCUUGUUGGCCAGUAUGUGCGGUGUCGUCGAGAUUGAAGUUCAGAGACCCGUUUGCGUUGAACUCCAUAAAGACUAUAAAGAUUUGGGACGUUUUAUGAUUAGGACAUCCGGAGUGACCAUUGCUGCCGGUGUUAUCACUAAAAUUUUGUGAUAAUUGUCUUCCAUUUGUAAAAAUUCAAAUGAGUUAUAAGAAUAAAUUGAAUAAUAAAAUGAUUUUAUUUAAUGUAAAUUUGAAAUUAUUCACGAAAGUAUUCAUUUAAACUUUAAAUUUUAUAGCACUAAAU
Messenger RNA from Medioppia subpectinata, 2484 nucleotides. NCBI's taxonomy places the organism in Eukaryota, Metazoa, Arthropoda, Arachnida, Sarcoptiformes, Oppiidae. The record is from the annotation of a GenBank genome assembly.